Molecule: messenger RNA, 1527 nt
Organism: Liolophura sinensis
Lineage: Eukaryota; Metazoa; Mollusca; Polyplacophora; Chitonida; Chitonidae
Product: putative golgin subfamily A member 6-like protein 3
Exons: 3
Coding region: 103-1101 (332 amino acids)
Biological process (GO): N-acylphosphatidylethanolamine metabolic process
Cellular component (GO): cytoplasm
Molecular function (GO): glycerophospholipid phospholipase A1 activity; A2-type glycerophospholipase activity
Source: RefSeq, a predicted model, not a curated record
GCAAUAUAUAUUUGUAGUUGACAAGAAUAUGCACGUAAAGAGAACCAGAUGUAUGAAAAGCAAGGUAUACAAUAUUAGUUUUUGCAGAAAUGGUUCACAUCAAUGUCGACAAGUUUGUCAAGUUCCACUGGAAAUGCAGUUAUCAGAGAAGAAGACUUCUUUGCGGUGGCCAACGGGGCAAAGACGUGUAAAAUUGACACUGAACUCUUUCGGCCUGUUGGCGACGGCAAGGAUAUUGUAGCAAGAGCAAGAAGCAAGCAGCACAGUGGGCCAGAUCGUUACCACCUUUUGUACAAUAAUUGCGAGCACUUUGCUUUCUGGUGUCGCUAUGGUGUGUCAAUCAGCUUUCAGGUCCUGAAAAUGAACUUCCCUUUUUUAAUAUCUUUAAUACGGCUCAUACCAGAACAAUGGAGAAUGGUGCAAGCUAAAAAUGAUUUGAAGACUUAUAGCGAAACAACUGAACAGGUGAAUCGAAAUCUGAAUACAAUAUCGGAAUCAUUGCAAAAGGAGAAAACGAGAGUGGAUGAGUUGUCUAAUGAAAACCAUUUCAGGAAAGAGGAAGAGAGAUUGAAAGCCAUUAUAGUGAACUUGUCCAAAGAGAGAGAGAAACUGACGGAAAAGGAAAAAAACCUAAUGUUAACGCAAGAAAGGAUGAAAGAAGAAAUAUCAAGCUUACGCAGUAUCUUUCCUACCUUUACAUAUAUGGGGAAAGAGAGGAAGAGAUUAAGGGAAACGAAAAUUCAAUACAGAAAACUAACCAUCCCCAUUCUUCAAGAACUCAGAGGGAUUAUUAAGAAAGAAGAAAAUAAAAUAAAAGAGAAUGAACACGUCAUAACAGCAAAGAAAAAAAUGGUGGAAGAGAAAAGAGAGAUCGUCACAGAAGAAGUGAGUCUGGAGAAAGAGAAACGUAAGUUGCAGGAAGAAUACGACAGACUGGUAAAGGAGAAACAAAUGUCUAAUAAUUCAACUGAGGUUGAAAGAACUUUGUCUAUUAGAGAAAGGUUGCUGGAGAAGAAACUUCGUUGGGACACUCAAAUGAACGAGUUGUUGGCAAAAAAAGAGAAGUGGUUAACAAAGAGAGCAAAGUUAAUGAGUGAAUAAGUGGGUAAGUAGAACGAAAUGUUUGUAAUUCUGUGUCUUGUUUCAUUGCACUAGGUUCUCUUAUUAAAUAUAUCGAGAAAAUAUUAAUUUUGUAUGAAGUUAGAAUUAUGAAAUUAGUAUUAUUUCGUAGUGCUUAUAUGUGUAUACAUAUUCGGAUUUACUUAUAUGGGGGCUAUGAGCAGGAAAAGCAAUGUUAUACGCAGCUGCAAACAAUUGUAGCGUUAUAGCUGCAUUACUGCCAAUGUGACGUUAAACUAUAAUCAUUCAUUUUGUGAAUUUGUCUGUGAAAAGUAUACCGUGCAAAAAGAAUAUUCUCCUGCACACUGCAACUGUAACAAGAAAGAAAAAAGACUUUUGGGCAGUGACGUAUUCCACUGAAGAAUUUCAAAGAAAAAAUCCAAGUACAAUUGUCGCCAAUGGGUUAGA